UGCAAGCCACCCAACACAGAGACACGAUGUCCGAGGCUGCUGCUUCAGCAGACAACAACGGAGACUCUGGAUUAAAUGGGUCGUGGGUGGAGCUUCAGAUGAAUAGAAACGCUGGCUCAUCAUCCCAGUCGGCGACGGUCGCCCCCGGCAACCAAGCGCUCCCGCCCCUGGCGCAGAUGGUGGAGGAGGACGACGGGAUGGCGGGAGGGUUGGAGCACGUGCCCUCGUCCUCCUCCAUCCAUAACGGGGACAUGGAGAAGAUCCUACUGGACGCUCAGCACGAGUCCAGCCGCAGUAACUCCUCCUGCGACAGUCCUCCACGGCCACACAGUCCUCAGGACGACGGGCAGAUUGUCUUUGACGUGGACGUGACGAGUAGGAGAGACAGUCAGUCAGAGGAGGACAGUCUAGAGAAGAUAAGAGAUGAGGAUAUUCUGAUGAAGGACUCAGACUGGGUGGUUGACUGGUCCAGUCGACCAGAGAAUGUUCCUCCAAAGGAGUUUCAUUUCCGUCACCCCCGGCGUUCGGUGACUCUGAGCAUGAGGAAGACGGGGGCGAUGAAGAAGGGUGGCAUCUUCUCUGCCGAGUUUCUCAAAGUUUUUAUCCCAUCACUGCUGCUGUCUCACAUACUGGCCCUGGGACUGGGGGUGUAUAUCGGGAAGAGACUGGCCACGCCCCCUGCCACCACGUUUUGAGCACGGACUGAAGUAGUGCCUCAGGCUGGGAUUAGGGGAAUAUGCAGCAGUUUGUGCAAAGAUUACCCCCCCCCCCUUUAUUCUCUCUC
Molecule: messenger RNA, 784 nt
Organism: Chanos chanos (milkfish)
Lineage: Eukaryota; Metazoa; Chordata; Actinopteri; Gonorynchiformes; Chanidae
Gene: bnip3lb
Product: BCL2 interacting protein 3 like b
Exons: 6
Coding region: 27-695 (222 amino acids)
Biological process (GO): mitochondrial outer membrane permeabilization; defense response to virus; positive regulation of apoptotic process
Cellular component (GO): nuclear envelope; mitochondrial envelope; endoplasmic reticulum
Source: RefSeq, a predicted model, not a curated record